CGUGGUAAAUUUCUGGACGCGCCAGUGGUCACGCGUCACGGGAGGGUGGAAUUUCUGAUGAGGGUAGGCUAAUCAUUACGGUCAUGUUUCGCCCUGCUUCAGUUUUUAGACUUGGCGCAAAACAUCUCUCUCGUCGAUAUCACCCACUAGCAAAUCAAUCGUUUUCUCCAGCUAGCUCUUCGCUUGUGCCAAUCGUGAUUGAACAAACUGGUAGAGGAGAACGUUCCUAUGAUAUAUUUUCACGUUUACUUCGUGAGAGAGUGAUAAUGCUUUAUGGUCCGAUACGCGACACAGAUUCGACCCUCACUGUCGCGCAACUGCUCUUCUUGGAGGCAGAGGACACUACCAAACCAAUUCAUCUCUAUAUCAACUCUCCUGGAGGUAGUGUUACUGCGGGCCUCGCAAUAUAUGAUACAAUGCAGUAUGUCUCGGCUCCCAUACACACAUACUGUAUCGGUCAAGCUGCGAGCAUGGGUUCACUUUUGCUAUCUGCAGGAGAGAAAGGGAAGCGACAUUGUCUUCCUAAUGCCAGCAUUAUGAUACAUCAGCCUUCUGGUGGAGCAUCCGGCCAAGCAAGCGACAUUGCCAUACACGCCAAAGAAAUAUUGCGGAUCAGGGAGUUGCUUACAGGCAUAUAUCAAAAACACUGCGGAAAACCAGAGGAAAGUCUUGCGGAUGGUUUAAAGCGUUUUGAAACGGCUUUGGAACGUGAUUACUUCAUGACAGCCCAGGAAGCUCUAAACUUUGGCAUUGUUGAUGCUAUAUUAGAAAAAAGUCCGAAGUCUGAUAACCCAGCCUCGUAACGCCGUCGAAUACAACCUACAAGAUGAUUACGUGCUUGAUGCUUCUGCUAUUCGGUCCGAAUUCCUAGAAUAUAUAGGUAUAUUCAUCGCCAUCCAACACAAUACUGUCGAGUUUUACACACUCACUCAAUCGUUAUUCGUCCGGACGCUCGUGUUGAUAUUGUGUGCUCCGAUGUUUGAAAACUGUGCCGCUUACCAGGGUGAGGUUUCAGCAAUCCCGAGAUAUCUAUAUCCUCUCUGCGAGUCUCUGGAGGUCUCUGGGGACAAAUACAGGCACGAUUCACAAAGUUUGAGAAUGUCAUUCGGCACCGAAGAUGUUCAGCUUUAUGAAAAAGUGAAAGUGUUCCCUGCAGGUUCAAAUUAGCGCC
Molecule: messenger RNA, 1171 nt
Organism: Lentinula edodes (shiitake mushroom)
Lineage: Eukaryota; Fungi; Basidiomycota; Agaricomycetes; Agaricales; Omphalotaceae
Product: Clp protease-domain-containing protein
Exons: 9
Coding region: 84-803 (239 amino acids)
Biological process (GO): protein quality control for misfolded or incompletely synthesized proteins
Cellular component (GO): endopeptidase Clp complex
Molecular function (GO): ATP-dependent peptidase activity; ATPase binding; serine-type endopeptidase activity
Source: RefSeq, a predicted model, not a curated record